This is a messenger RNA of Dalotia coriaria, 3061 nucleotides long. RefSeq names its product pyruvate dehydrogenase phosphatase regulatory subunit, mitochondrial. NCBI's taxonomy places the organism in Eukaryota, Metazoa, Arthropoda, Insecta, Coleoptera, Staphylinidae. The transcript has 13 exons. Gene Ontology annotation, cellular component: mitochondrial matrix; mitochondrion; cytoplasm. Gene Ontology annotation, molecular function: protein binding; oxidoreductase activity. Bases 185 to 2884 code for a protein of 899 amino acids. The record is from RefSeq and is a predicted model, not a curated record.
GAUCAGAAGUAACCUAUUCAAAUAAGUAAAAAAGCAAUAAAUGUCAUAACAUAAGAAGCCUACUAAAUGUUAAUCAUUUGCUCUAUUGCAACCACUAACUAGUAAUUUGGAUCUAUUCCAAAUAAAUAUCCAAUUGAUAGUGAUAAUGAAGUCCUAUUGAAGCUGAAAGCACACUUCUACCAAGAUGUUACGAAGGUGCACUGCAAGACAUCAUAGCUCACUUAGAUUAUUCUCAACAGCAAAAAUAUGUUUUGCUGAAAAUGAGGCAAGCAACAAAAUUCAAUUAAUCCAUCAGGUACCUCCCACAAGUGCCAGAGUGGUAAUAUGCGGUGGUGGUGUAAUGGGGGCAUCUGUUGCCUAUCAUCUAGCAAAAUUAGGAUGGGGAUCUGAAACUGUACUAAUUGAACAGAAUAGAAUUGGAGGAGGCACCACAUGGCACUCCUCUGGACUUAUUGGGGUUUUCAAACCAAGUUUAGCUCAAGUGCAGCUCACACAAUCCAGUAUAGAAUUAUAUCAAGAAUUAGAAAAGAAAGGAUUGUCAACUGGUUGGAAACAAAAUGGAAGUUUGAAUUUGGCAAGAACUAGAGAUAGAAUGACUGUAUUCAGGAGAAUGAAAUCUCAAUCAGUUUCUUGGAAUAUUGAAUGUGAUUUAUUAACACCAGAAGAAUGCAAGGAAAAGUGUCCACUAAUAAAUAUUGAUGACAUUGUUGGUGGUUUGUGGAUACCUGGAGAUGGUGUUGGGGAUCCCUACAAAAUUUGUUUGUCUAUUUUGGGUGAAGCACAAAAACAAGGAGUAAAAGUAAUUGAGAAUUGUAGUCUCAAGUCAAUUAAUCAAACAAAUGGAGUGGUAUCAAGUGUAGAGACUGAUUUAGGCAACAUAAAAUGUGAGUUUUUUGUCAAUUGUGCUGGGUUCUGGGCCAGAGGAGUGGGACAACUUUCAGAACCAUUUGUUAAAGUUCCUUUACAUGCAGUAGAGCAUUAUUAUUUACACACAAAACCAAUUCCUGGAUUAGAUCCUGAAACACCAGUAAUACGUGAUCAAGAUGGUCAUAUUUACAUUCGCGAAAAUAAUGGUCGUUUUCUUGCUGGGGGGUUUGAACCUAUAGCGAAACCAGCUUUUGAGGAUGGCAAAAUUCCUGCUAGCAGUAAAGAGAGAUACUUACCAGAAGAUUGGGACCACUUCCACGUUUUAUUUGAGCAGCUGCUACACCGUGUUCCAAGUUUGGGUUCAGCUGUUUUGGACCGUCUAUGUAAUGGCCCAGAGGCUUUCAGUCCUGAUUGCAAAUGGAUAGUUGGGGAAGCACCUGAAAUCCGCAAUUAUUUGAUAGCAGCGGGCAUGAAAACUAUUGGCAUAUCAGCAGCGGGCGGAGUUGGAUUAGCUACUGCCGAAACGAUUGUUAAUCGGGAAACUUCAUUCGACAUGUAUGAAAUUGAAGUGUCGCGUUUUCUAGGUCUGCACAACAAUCGUAAAUUUCUACGCGAUCGCGUCACUGAGGUUCCCGGUUUGCAUUACGGUCUUUUAUAUCCAUUUCACGAAUUUCAGACGGGCCGGAACUUGCGAAUGUCUCCGGUUUAUCCGAAAUUGCGUGAAGCAGGUGCUGUUUUUGGACAAGUAAUGGGCUACGAACGACCUACAUGGUUUGGACCAAAACAAACUGAUAAUCGGGAAGCUCAAGAUUGGUCUACGCCCUACAGAAUAGCAUAUACAAAUACAUUUGGUAAACCUCCUUGGUUUGAUUAUGUCGCUGAUGAAUACGCAGCCUGCAGGGAAACGAUUGGUAUCAGCGACUAUUCGUCAUUCACAAAAAUUGACUUAUGGUCUAAGGGCGAUGAAGUCGUCAAAGCUUUGCAAUUCGUUUGUUCAAACGAUGUGGAUGUUCCAAUCGGUAGUAUAAUCCACACUGGUAUGCAAAACAAAUAUGGCGGCUAUGAAAAUGAUUGUUCCCUCGCAAGAAUCUCAGAAAAUCAUUACAUGAUGAUUGCGCCAACAAUCCAGCAGACUCGUUGUAAAGUCUGGCUACAAAAACAUCUUCCAUCGACAGUUGCCCUGUCUGAUGUAACCAGUAUGUUUACAUCGCUUUGUAUCAUGGGUCCUUUUACGCGCACACUACUAGCGGAGCACACGGACACCGAUUUAAGUCCGAAAAACUUCCCGUUCUUUACUUUCAAAAUGCUUGACGUUGGAUUAGCAAAUGGAAUACGAACAUUCAAUCUUACGCACACCGGAGAGUUGGGGUAUGUUAUGUACAUCCCCAACGAAUUUGCUCUCCAUGUCUAUUCGAGGCUAAUUGAAUCGGGACAAAAGUAUGGAAUGAAACACGCAGGUUACUACGCAACGAGAGCGUUGCGAGUAGAGAAAUUCUACGCAUUCUGGGGCCAGGAUUUGGAUACUAAGACGACUCCACUUGAAUGUGGACGUGCAUGGCGGGUUAAAUUUGACAAAGGCGUUGAUUUUAUUGGCCGAGAUGCGUUACUGAAACAACGCGAGGAAGGCGUGAAACGAAUGUAUGUUCAGUUGUUGCUUGAGGAUCAUGAUUUCGAAACGGAUCUUUGGCCAUGGGGUAGCGAGCCCAUUUACAGGAAUGGAAAAUAUGUUGGCGUAGUAACGACGGCUGGUUAUGGCUUCACGUUCAAAAAACAAGUAUGCCUCGGAUUCAUCGAGAAUUAUGACGGCAGAGGCAAUAAACAGCGCGUGACUAAUGAGUAUGUUCUGUCUGGUGAUUAUGAAGUCGAUAUUGGUGGAAUAAGAUAUAAUGCCAAAGUGAAUUUGCACUCGCCGAAUCUUCCGACUAAAUUCCCCGACGUAGAAAGAGAAGCGUAUCAAGCCACUAGGGAUAAAAACGACGACUCACUGGUUGUGACAGCAAUUAAACGUAAGAAUUAAUCGUUCCGCUUCCGUGCAACAUGAAACAAGACAAUAAUUUGGUGAGUAAAUGUUACAUAAUGAUUACAUAAGUGAUUACAUUUUCCGUGCACGUGCUGCUGCAACGUUUUCGUCAAUUUAUAACUACAUACAUUAUGUCAAAUAUAUUACUGUUAAUUAAAUGUGAUUUUCCAUAUA